CAAAUUUUUAAAAUUUUCUGAUGUUAACCGCCAUUUCAAUAAGCAAAAAAAGUUCCCUGCUAGAAAACUGUGAACGGAGGCCGAGUACCCGACUUUUAAUAAAGACCUUCUUUACCUGCUCAUCCCUUAUUUCAAACACAAUGUACCCAAAGGAACUGCAUUUCGAACAGCUGUGUGUUCAGUAGAAAUUCCACAUUCUUGUAUCUAACGCGUGCGUAAUACUAGCAUUUUCUAUGAAAUAAUAAUAGAAUAUUGCAUUAAUUGUACAUAAACAUCGGUCGUUUUAUUAUGCAUUUAUAAUAAAUCCGUUUUCUUGAUAUAAUAUUGCAUCACUCAUUUCUAAUUUCAGUAGACCAAGUUGUGUAAAUUACAAAUGAAACCGUACAUUUUCUUUGAAGUGUUAGAAAAAUUUUUUGAAUUUAACUAUCCACUAUUGCCAGACUAUGAUUUUCCGGUACGUAUUGAUAAAUGAAAAAAAAAUUGUCACGAAAAACACUACUAGCUAUGACACAAGUGUAAGACCGUGUACUAACAUUCAGCGUACGUUAACCUCAAUAACAUAUUUUAAUUUUAUUACAUUGAAUGAUAUUUCGAAACGCUUAAGUAAACAAGCAAAGUGGAAAACAAAAUGUUUACACAGUUUUGUUACGUUGCUGCACUAACGAAAAUAAUCGUUAAGCAUGUAUGUGCUAUUUUCUGUGCAACCAUUGAAAUAUUUCAAAAUUUCAGUACCUAAAUCUAAUGUUAAAGUCGUAGAAUAUCGAUUAGUUUGAACGGCCCUUAAUAAAGAUAGAUAGUCGUCACUUAAGGUAUUCAGUUAUUUUUAUUACAUAAAGUAAAAACAGAGAUUUCAUUAUUGUUUAAAUGAUACGCGUGUACUAGUAAAUAUCUAACAAUCUGGCAGUCAAGCAGAAAUAAACUCAUUUACAAAAAGAUAAGCGCGAGGUGGCGGCACGCGCAGCAGGCAUGUUAGUGUGUGACGUUUUAUCAACAAAUCUCCGAUGUAACGCCCGCAUCCGUUGACAAUCAGCCGUCGUUCUUCAAACAAAUAACAGUUUUGUCAAUAAUUGCAAGUCAAUGAAUGAAUAAAUAGUUUCGGCGUGAUCGAAAAAUGUCUCAGAAUAAAGAUACAUUAGAUGUGCGCAAACAAAGCAUCGCGAACGUUCGUUGCGUAGACCAUACCGGCACAGAACAAUACCGGUUGUUCUUCUAACCCAAUUACCUAGCUAAAUACCGGGCUAGGACUCGCCACUCACGGUCCGAACUCCGUCGCCUUCAUCUAUAUACUCAGUUACACAGCCAAGACAUUUGUCAAUAAUUUCCGCGCUUGAAGAAUUAUUUUAAAACUGUACUGUCCUGCAGUUACCCACUGCUAAUGUAUUGUACACGUCAAAGUAAUGUUGAAAGAAUCAGACUUAAUCUAUUUUGUAAACAUUUGGCUUGUUUUAGUUUUUUACUAUGAUGAAUCAUAUUUUAAAAGUUAAAAUGUAUUCUUGUGCACAAAAGUGCAGAAUAAUUUUAGUGGCAACUUGACAAACAAAAUAGUUUCGUGAAGGUGUGUUCAUUAAAAAUAAGAUAGGAAAUGUAGUACGUAAUGCGAAGAAAAGCUCCUGUGUCGGGCACCUCGGAGUGCGCGGGAGGGCGCUCCCACGGGUUGCCGAUAUUUUUAGUCCACGACCAUUACUUGGCACCGACGGCCGCGCUCGCUUGCGCUAGUGAUCUUUUUGAAAUUUGUUCGGUUCGCGCCUAGGUACGCUCUGAAUCUCUAGAUAGACCCAGUCUGGGACCGCUAGUGAACAAUGAGUGCCGCAAGCUGGGAAUAGUGAAAAUGAAAUCAUUAUGUAGUGUGUAAUCACUGUUUGAAAAUUAUGACGGUUGCAGGAUACUACGUGACUUAUCCUAGUUUAAAGAGUGUUAUUGUUUCUCAACGUUACUAUAAAAUUACAAAAUAUGGCCAGUUUAACCAGUAACAACAGCACGACGAGUCCACGGCGUCAACGUUAUAAUCGUGCGUCCACCACCAGUGUGACUCAGCUGUUGUCGGACGGCUACUCCAGUUUCAUUAACCGUUUAACGAGACGAGGUCCCUCUGAAAAAUCCGACACCGCAGUUGAUUCUAAACUGACGAUACCGCGAUCUCGUUUUAAUGAUAACUUUUCCAAUAACACUUCAUCACUUUCUAAUUUCCGUCGUUACGAUAAUAAUAAUGGCCACAUAUUACCAUAUUCAUCGUUGACUUCAAUGGCGACUACACCUAGUUCUAGGAAAUUGAAUGACGACCGUGCCUACUCCACUUACUUGGGAACAACAAAAUCUAGAAUUGACACUUCACCAUUGCGUUCUACGUCCGGUAUUACCACUGUCAGUCGUAGUGACUCAUUCCGCAGAGCCCAAAUGAAAGAUAAAUCAUCCCCGUUUACCAAAAGGUAUCCUCUAAAAGAAAACAACAACAACAUUGAACAAACAUUAUCAUUGGGUAGUACUCGCAGUCGUUUAGAAGAUAAAUAUUCUUCUGUUUUGGACCGAAUAGCAAGUCAAAAGAAGGAAAGAGCUAGAAAAGAUAAAGAACAUGAAAAAACAUUAGAACCAGAACCUGCUCUCUCGAGAGGUUUAAUGAGAAGUUUGACGACGGCCGUUUUUGGAGAACAUACUUUUAAAAGGAAUAAUUAUUCUCGCGAAAAGACUAGGGACAAAACUCCUUACAGAAAUGCGACUGAUCGACGAUUAUCCAGUCAUAAACAAAAAGAUAAAGAUGAAUAUAAGAAUGGCUUCGAAGUACUGCAAAAGGAUCACCAUUUCGGUAAGGACCGUGAUAGUGUAUACAGAAGACAUCAACGACGUUCAUUGAGGGCUGAGAAAAGCGAAAAUAGCGAAAGAAAAACCACAAAGAUGACUUUGAGACCAAUAGACAUAGACCUCCAAACUAGCAAUCGAGAUCUUAUUUCUCCGUUAGCCAUAAAAGAAGCUAUCUCUAAGUCUAAAAUUACAAAAACGCCGGCUUCGUCUCCGACGCGAGAUUCGGGUAGACAGAAACAAAUAUAUUUUCCGUCCAGUGAUGAAGAUGACGAUAAAACCCCUGUUGGAGAUCUGGUACUGACCGAUCGUGAAACGAGACGCAAAGAAAUUCAGGGAUUGAUAAUGAAGUAUGCGCAUUUAGACGAAAUGUACGAUCGCAUUGGAGAUAAAAAUGAAGUGACGAACGACACGAGUGCCAUACGAAAACCGGAGCCCUUAGCUGUUGGAGACGUGGUAGCAUUGCCGCCGGAGCUGCGCAGUCGGCAUCGUCCCCAGAGACCUCGCCACCAGACGCGGCGCGCGGCAACGCCGCCUAGCUCCCGGGCACGCUCCUCCGUCAAGGACGACAAGGACGGACAUCUGGUCUACUGGCCCGGCUAUGUCAUGGGAGCGAGAUACAAAAUCAUCGACACGCUCGGCGAGGGCACCUUCGGCAAAGUCGUCGAGGUGAAGGAUUUAGAGCUGGAGCACAGAAUGGCUCUGAAGAUAAUCAAAAACGUCGAGAAGUACAGAGAGGCUGCCAAACUUGAGAUUAACGUAUUAGAGAAAUUAGCUGACGUCGAUCCGGAUUGUAAGAAUUUGUGCGUGAAGAUGUUAGACUGGUUUGAGUACCACGGUCACAUGUGCAUCGCGUUUGAAAUGCUCGGUCAAAGUGUAUUUGACUUCCUGAAAGACAACAACUACCAGCCGUACCCGCUGGAGCAGGUGCGCCACAUCUCGUACCAGCUCGUGUACAGCGUGAUGUUCCUGCACGACAACAAACUGACGCACACCGAUCUCAAACCUGAAAAUAUAUUAUUCGUUGACAGCGAUUACGAGGUCGUCAGCGUCUACACUAGUUCUAAGAAGACACAUGACUUAAGACGCGUGAAGCGAAGCGAUGUUAGACUGAUAGACUUCGGCAGCGCCACCUUCGACCACGAGCACCACAGCACCAUCGUCUCCACCAGACACUACCGGGCGCCAGAAGUCAUCCUGGAGCUGGGCUGGUCGCAGCCGUGCGACGUGUGGUCGAUAGGCUGCAUCAUGUUCGAGCUGUACCUCGGGAUCACGCUCUUCCAGACACACGACAACAGGGAGCACCUCGCUAUGAUGGAGAGGAUCCUGGGACCCAUACCGUACAGAAUGGCGCGGAAAACUAGAACAAAAUAUUUCUAUCAUGGAAAGUUAGAUUGGGAAGAAAAAUCGUCUGCUGGCAGAUACGUCAGAGAAAAUUGUAAACCAUUAUUGGUGAGUUAUAUUUUUUACAUGUUACCAUUAAUCAUGGUUUAAUACUACAACUGAAGU
Molecule: messenger RNA, 4302 nt
Organism: Bombyx mandarina (wild silkworm)
Lineage: Eukaryota; Metazoa; Arthropoda; Insecta; Lepidoptera; Bombycidae
Gene: Doa
Product: CDC like kinase darkener of apricot
Biological process (GO): protein phosphorylation; regulation of RNA splicing
Cellular component (GO): nucleus
Molecular function (GO): ATP binding; protein serine/threonine kinase activity
Source: RefSeq, a predicted model, not a curated record